CGUGCGCACAUGCGUAAAAGUGUAGUAGGUGGUGCUCCGCUCCGCCGUCCUCUGCCGCUGGGUCGCUGGUGAUGCCGAGAAGGAGCGCGGCGCUUGUGCGUCUCUGUGUGCGCCUGCAGUUGAAGGCGAAUGAACCGCGGCGAGAGGCGGGAUGUAGGAUGGAACCUCCGGGCCGUUUCUCAUCGCGCGGACAGCUGUAACGUCGGCGAACGCGCGCGCGGAUUCACAGAAAAGGGUCGACGUUUGCCGCUUUGCUGUGUUUGACAUUCAGCCAGAGGAUGAUCGAGGAAGGCAGUAAACGGGGCAAGGCCAUGGUGGAGAAGAGACAGCUCUUCAUGGAAAUGAGAGCUCAAAACUUCGACGUAAUCCGACUGUCCACCUACAGGACGGCCUGCAAACUCCGGUUCGUGCAGAAGAGAUGCAACCUUCACCUGGUGGACGUCUGGAACAUGAUCGAAGCCUUUCGCGACAAUGGGCUCAACGCGCUGGACCACAACGCAGAGAUCAACGUGUCGCGGCUGGAGACCAUCCUGUCUUCGAUCUACCACCAGCUCAACAAGCGGCUGCCCACCACCCACCAGAUCAACGUGGAGCAGUCCAUCGGGCUGCUGCUCAACUUCAUGGUGGCGACCUACGACAGUGAAAGCCAUGGGAAGCUGACUGUUUUCUCAAUGAAAGCCAUGCUGUCGACAAUGUGCGGAGGGAAAAUUGUGGACAAACUACGCUAUAUUUUCUCACAGAUCUCUGACUCAAACGGAGUCAUGAUGUUUGCAAAGUUUGAUCAGUUUCUCCGGGAGGUGCUGAAGCUCCCCACAGCCGUGUUCGAGGGGCCUUCUUUCGGCUACACGGAGCAUUCGGUGCGGACGUGCUUCCCCCAGCAGAAGAAGAUUAUGCUGAACACGUUUUUGGAUGUGUUGAUGGCAGACCCUCCCCCUCAAUGCCUUGUGUGGCUGCCGCUCAUGCACCGACUUGCCAAUGUUGAAAACGUCUUCCAUCCGGUGGAAUGUUCGUACUGCCGGAGCGAGAGUAUGAUGGGUUUCCGCUAUCGCUGCCAGCAGUGCCACGGCUACCAGCUCUGCCAGAGCUGCUUCUGGCGUGGCCAUGCUAACGGUCCCCAUAGCAACCAGCACCAGAUGAAGGAGCACUCAUCUUGGAAGUCGCCGGCCAAAAAGUUGAGCCACGCGAUCAGUAAAUCUCUCGGCUGCGUCCCGAUCGGAGAGCCGCCACAUCCUGUCUUCCCCGAGCAGGCCGAGAGACCACAGGAACUCACGCACACUGUUCAGCCGAAACCAGCGGCCGACAACAUGAACGACACAAUGCUCAUGUCCUCUGGGGCACCAACACCUACCAAAAGUGUGUUGGAGAGUCCCAGUCGGCUAGAUGAAGAGCACCGCCUCAUCGCUCGCUACGCCGCCCGCCUGGCAGCCGAGGCGGGGAACUCCACACAACAAUGUCCUCCAACAGAUCUGGGUUUCAACUUUGAUGCCAAUAAGCAACAGAGGCAGCUGAUUGCAGAGCUGGAGAACAAAAACAGGGAGAUCCUGCAGGAGAUCCAGCGGCUGCGUUUGGAGCAUGAGCAGGCCUCCCAGCCGACCCCCGAAAAAGCUCAGCAAAACCCCACGCUGCUUACUGAACUGCGGCUCCUCAGGCACAGGAAGGACGAGCUGGAGAGGCGCAUGUCAGCCCUGCAGGAGAGCAGACGGGAGCUGAUGGUGCAGCUGGAGGGUCUCAUGAGGCUGCUAAAGGAUGAGGAGCAGAAGCAGGCUUCCCAGUCCGGAGGCUCCCCUCAUUCCUCCCCCAGUCACGGAGCGGGCUGCUCCAUGCCCAUGCCCAUACGCUCCACCUCGGCUGGCUCCACCCCAACUCACACACCGCAGGACUGCCUGGCAGGGGUGGGGGGGGACGUGCUCGAGGCCUUCGCUCAGGGUGUACCUAGAAAUCUUCGGAACGAUCUGUUAGUUGCUGCUGACUCAAUCACAAAUACCAUGUCAUCGCUGGUGAAAGAGCUGCACUCAGUUGAUGACGUGGAAGACGAGACCAACAUGAGGAACGGCGGGGACAGAGGCACAUUGAGAGUACCGAAGCACUGAGGACAAGCUAACAUCCGUCCACCCUGUGAGGACACAAAGUCAUCAACUGGAAAUAAUCAGUGACGACGACAACAACAACCGCUGGCAUUAGCACGUUGAGUAAUGCAUGCUGUAAUCUAACGGGAUUUCACUAUGUGAAAAAAAGACGUCUCAUCACACCUUGCAGGUAGCAGGAUGUGUCUAAUUAGCGAGUGUGUGUGUGCUUGUCCUGUAAACAAAACCCGCUGUAAUUAAUGAAUGAUUUCCCUCAUGACUGCUAAGGAAUGGCUUGCUGUGCUUUCUCCCCAACUGUUCCAUGCAGCAGAUCAUUCUGUGUAUAGAAUACUGUAAACACGUGACCACAGGAACACCCCCAAACGAGGCUCACAAACACGUGACUUUGUCUAUGGUUUUACUUAUUUAUUUUUAAUCAUUUUUGCAUGAAGUUGCACUCAUGGAUUUUUGACUUGCUAUGCCAGCUCUCUGCAGGGUUGUGACGACCGCUGGAAUGCCAGAAUAUGUCUUGUGUCAGAAUUCCCAACAGGUGUGUUCACUUUCAGUCAGAUAGUUAAAAAGUAGAACGUAAUAUGCUCCAGAUUCAGUCAAUAGUUUGAUCUUUUGGGAAAAACACAUCUUUGCAUACGUUCUGAGAGAUGACCUUGAUACCAGUCUCAUAUAGUAAACAACGCUAGUGUGGCUUCUGAGCCUACUACUGUCAUUGUUGGCAGAAAGCUGAGACUAAAAGAAGUCACAGCUUCUUUGUUCUUCUCACAGAAACAUACAUGAUAACUCUAUGCUGAAUAGGAAGCUUUUACCUGCAGCCAUACAGCUUAGCUUAGUCCAAACACUGGAAACGGGGGAAACAGCUAGCUUUGCUCUCUCUACCCUUCUAAAGCUGAAUAAUUAAUAUGUGUUUAAUCUAAAAAACAACACCAUGUGGUUUUACUGGAUUGUGGAUGCUGCCGUAUUUCUUGGACGAGCGCAGUGAUUUUCUGGAGUCUUGAAGUGUGUGUGUUUUUUAAUGCUUUGUUUUAUUACCUAUAUAGCCAGGAUAGCCCUUUUUCCUGUUUCCAGAAUAAUGCUAAGCUAAGGUUAGGCUGUGGCCUAAUACUUACUUACAAACAUCGAUCUACUCAUUGUACUUUUUAAAUACACUUCCUCACAAAAUGUUCAACUAUUCUUUUUGAUUGGUUGCUGAUUUUGUCAAGAAGCAGUUGCGUUUCCAUGGUAAUAGUAUUUCUGUGAAUGCGUGCAGGGAUAUCUGUUCUGACAGUAUAAAUAAUAAACAAUGUAUCCCGUUGACACAGUAACCAGGAAUGAUGGCUGGCAUCCAGAACACUGCACGCAUGUAAACACACACACACACACAAUAAGUCACACACUGUACUGCUGCUACCGCUCUCCCGGUGAGCCGCUCAAACAAAUAACAGGGCUGUGCGAUUAAGCUAAAACCAAGGGGCUACCACAAAGACAGAAAUGAGCAGUCUCCCUGUGAAAAACUGUGACUAGCUGGCAGCCUCAAUAUCUAUUGUUUCAAGCGUAGGGAAGCACCUCAGGAUGUUUAAAGUGGGAUGAAUUAGACAUCCAGUUUUAGUUGUGAACUGAACACCUGUGAGGUUAUAGUCAGCAAGCGAGAAAUGCUUCAAUAGCUUUAUUAGUUAAUAAAGGAAUAUUCAAAAAUGUUUGUGUGAAAGUAGGUGCUCAGGGACUGCGGAGCUACCUGAAAUAUGGUGGUAAUGUCCUUCGACUGCUCAGACUGAGAGGUCAAAGGUUAAUGAUGAUCAAACGAACAGAGGGGUUUUAUUCCAAAACACACAGAAACUGUUAUUCAUAGAUUAAACUCGCUGGUCAUGCCUGACGUGACAUUUGGUUGAAACUUCCUGAUGUAGUACAUGUCACUCUCAUGUCACCAGUCAAUUUGUCUUAUUUUGGAAUGAAACAUUUUAAUGAAUAUGUAGAGGAAGAAUACAACAGCAAGUGAUUAGAAGCCGGGGAUAGAAUGUGAAUUACUGGAAGGGGAGAAGCGCUAUUUGGUGAAGCAUGAUGUUGAAAAUAGUUUGUGUGUUUGUUCAUUUGUGUCUUUCGCGGAAAAGUCCCAGCGUGCAGUCCUCCUCAAGGGUCACUGCCAACGGAUGUUCAUUUUGAAUCAGGUUGAAGUUAUCUUAUUUGUGUCUUCUGGUUCAAUGUUCUUUGUCCAUCAGGGUUGCCAUUCAUCUCGAAAACAAGAAAUGUUAGAUUAUUUGGGAUUUUUUUGGAAUAUGGUCUGCUCUAAAAAGGAAGUAGUAGCGGACUGAACCAAACUGAAAAGUAUUAUGUUUUUGUUUGGAAAUCUGUACAGUAAGCCUGUCCUACAAUAUAAGCUGAGUAUAAGGUGUUAACAACCUGUUACACUGUGUCAAGAAAAAUAACAAAAAGAGGCUCCUCUUAUUGACAUUUUAAAUGUGAUGCUUUUAUUCAGUUCUCCGUUCUGCUCUUGGUUAUUAUCGUUUAGUAUUAGUGGACUAUAGUCAAUGUAAUUUGUCAAUAACGGAGAACAUGCUCACUCACGCUUGCAUAGUCGCCCAAAUAUAAACGAUCACUAUGAAGGUCUAAAAGUACUGUCACUUUAAAUGAUGUGGCGACUGCUGUCAACAUGCUCUGUUUAUUCAGUGGACAAGGUCCAGAAAAGAUUUAAACUGAAAGAAUUACCGUCUUCCCCUUCAUUCUAGCCAUGCAUCUGAACUCUAAAGUUUAUUUUCAUUCUUUCAGUUUGUGCCUGUAGCUGUUCUGUAAAGUGCUGUACAAAGUAAUCAUUCAGCAAAUAAGAUGAUCCAUCUGCCUUUAUGUUCGUGGCUUUGUAGAAUUUAUUUAUUUAAUGUGUUCUGGGGGACAAUUUGUGCUCAGCCUUUACAUUCGUGCCAAAUUGUUUGCGGACAUUGUGUGUCAUAAAAAUGACAGGUAUACAUCAAAGUAUAUCUGCCUAAGUAUGUUGUUGUUGCCCAUAGUUUAUUCACUGAAUGCCUGGAGAUGUUAUUGUUUUCCACUGCUGGAAAAAACAUUUAAGUGUUAAUAAAGACAGACAACACAUUCCAAAUUGACUGAUAGACUCACUGAUGUCAUUAUAGCCACUGCAGAGGCAAUACUGUACACCCUGUGGGGAAAACUCGGGGUAAUGCAAAUAAAACACAGCCGGUCACACCGAGGUGCAAACAUUGUGAGCCUUUGACUGAUGCACAGAGACGGCGUGCAAAAAGGUCGCCCUCGACGACAACGCUCCCCUGCUGUUAUUUAUCUGUGUGCGUUCUGUACGGUUACGCUUCUGGUUUGUUUCUCAUAUUAAUUUUACAAAACAGUUUUAUGUCACAAAGCCACUGUCUUUUGUAAAUAAAUCAAAUGUGAGAUAAAUUAAAAAGAUUUAAAAUAUG
Pungitius pungitius (ninespine stickleback) is the source of this 5473-nucleotide messenger RNA. RefSeq names its product dystrobrevin, beta b (gene dtnbb). The transcript is spliced from 20 exons. Gene Ontology annotation, cellular component: synapse; plasma membrane. The record is from RefSeq and is a predicted model, not a curated record. Lineage: Eukaryota; Metazoa; Chordata; Actinopteri; Perciformes; Gasterosteidae. Gene Ontology annotation, biological process: synaptic signaling. Gene Ontology annotation, molecular function: zinc ion binding. Bases 279 to 2090 code for a protein of 603 amino acids.